ACCAAAUUAUUUUUGGUUUAAUAUUCUUUUGUAGUCUAUAAUAAUAAACAAGAAAACACGACUUGGGGUUCUAAUUAUAAUACGUAUUUUUAAGAUAAUUAUGUAUUGUUAAACCACAACACCUGAUCCAUAUUCUGUUUCAAAUUGUCCACCCGGUCAAUAAAACAUCGAAGAAGAAAACAAAGACGAAGAAGAAGAAGCAUCUGAUGUAGCAACAUGGCGGUGCCGGCUGGACGUAGCGUGGUGUUUGUUACUGGCAACGCGAAGAAACUUGAAGAAGUAAUUCAAAUUCUUGGCGACACGUUUCCAUACAAACUUAUCUCGAAGAAAAUUGACUUACCUGAAUACCAAGGAGAGCCAGAUGAGAUUUCCAUACAGAAGUGCAAGGAGGCUGCAAAACAGAUUGAGGGUCCGGUCAUCGUGGAGGACACCUGUUUGUGUUUCAAAGCAUUGGGAGGCUUGCCAGGCCCUUACAUAAAGUGGUUCCUGGAUAAACUCGAGCCAGAAGGCUUGUACAAACUUCUCGCCGGCUUUGAGGAUAAAUCCGCAUGGGCCCUCUGCACGUUUGCGUUUACGUCCGGAAAAGAUGAGCCGGUGCAGCUGUUCAGAGGGAUAACACAGGGCCACAUCGUGGAACCAAGGGGACCUCGAGACUUUGGAUGGGACCCAUGUUUCCAGCCAGAAGGUUAUGACAAAACCUACGCAGAGUUGCCUAAAACAGUCAAGAACUCCAUUUCUCACCGAUACCGAGCGCUAGCGGCUUUGUCGGAGCACUUUUCGCCACACGCCAAGAAGACAGAUGAUUGAGUGGCCCGUGUUGUUGCAGUUGAGUUGAUUCUACAACAGUGCUUCCAGUCAUUUGCUCCUAAUAAAUGUUUUCCUCUCA
Messenger RNA from Syngnathus typhle (broad-nosed pipefish), 886 nucleotides. RefSeq names its product inosine triphosphatase (nucleoside triphosphate pyrophosphatase) (gene itpa). Gene Ontology annotation, biological process: nucleoside triphosphate catabolic process. The record is from RefSeq and is a predicted model, not a curated record. Bases 217 to 807 code for a protein of 196 amino acids. Gene Ontology annotation, cellular component: cytoplasm. Lineage: Eukaryota; Metazoa; Chordata; Actinopteri; Syngnathiformes; Syngnathidae. Gene Ontology annotation, molecular function: nucleoside triphosphate diphosphatase activity. The transcript has 8 exons.